Pseudozyma hubeiensis SY62 is the source of this 1341-nucleotide messenger RNA. RefSeq lists its product as hypothetical. Lineage: Eukaryota; Fungi; Basidiomycota; Ustilaginomycetes; Ustilaginales; Ustilaginaceae. Gene Ontology annotation, biological process: snRNA modification. The record is from RefSeq and is a predicted model, not a curated record. The transcript has a single exon. Gene Ontology annotation, molecular function: RNA methyltransferase activity; O-methyltransferase activity; snRNA binding. The coding region runs from base 1 to 1341 and encodes 446 amino acids.
AUGCAGUCAAGCCAUGCUGACGUCGAACAUGGCAUCCGACAGCCCAGCAAAAGAAGGCGUCUGGUAGAGACGCAUAACAAGCCUGUCUAUGGAAACUUUCAGAGAUACUAUCACAUUCGCAAUCCCGCCGACUUGGACUCGAAAGACGGACCAUCGAGCUCGAUACAUCCUGCACUGGCAAUAGACAGCCGAGUCACUGCGAUUCUGCAGUUCCUUCGGCGUCAUUACGAGCACGGCGACCCGCCUCAAGAGCGCCUCAAAGUGCUCGACCUAGGGUGCAAUUCUGGUAAACUUACUAUCGAACUCGCCCAGACUCUGCCCAGACUUCUCCGCGAAUGCAGUUCGCAAUCACCACGAGGAAGAGGGUGUGUGAAUGCGGCUCCAGUACAGGUCCAGAUCCUCGGUGUCGAUAUCGAUGCUUCUCUGGUCAAGCAAGCUAGGACAGCGGCUGCCGUUGCACGGUCUCAACAUCGACCCGAACAAGGUGAAUCAGUGCAGGAGAAAAGAGACGAACUCGUUGAUUCGCACGACUCUCUCCCCCCUGACUGCGUCCACUUCCCAUCGGUGUUUCCUUCGCUUUACGGCUGCAUCCCUAGCUUCGCAGAGGGUGAAGUGCAGUCUCGCCAUGCAAUGCGGCGUCAAGAAGGGACGCACAGCGGAAGCAUCGCCAGGUCGUCCGAGGAUGUGCUUACACGGGAUGAUGCACAGAGAUGCCCCAAGGACGACGAUCAGCUGUGUCCGCCGAAUCUGCACUUUGUCGCGCUGGAUUGGGCGGAUCCAGAGGCUAGACAUGAAACCCUGAAUCGCGGUGUGGUCGACACGAAAACCCUAGGAGAAAUGGAGAAAGGCGGGCUCGACAUGAUGCUCGCUCUCUCCAUCACCAAAUGGAUCCACAUCCAAAAGGGCGACCCAGGUCUCAUGCUCUUCUUUGCUCGCAUCGCCGAUACUCUCAAGCCGGGAGGAUUGCUUUUUCUCGAACCGCAGGAGUGGAUCAGCUACCACUCGGCCAAGACCCUGGAUCACACAAUCAGAGGCAAGAUCAAGAGGCUCCAGUUGAGACCCGGGGGCGACUUUGAAUGGUGGCUCUCUACUUUUGGGCUGCAAUUUGAAAUCGAGAUAGGGCAGGGGAAAGGAUUUGGAUUCUCUCGAUCGCUUCAAAUGUUUCGCAAAGCAUCGGUGGAAACAGAUGAGGUGUUGGAGGCGAGCUGUUUGGUGGAGAAGCUGUUGAAGGACAGCGAGCGAUCUGGAGAGCCGAAAAGGCCGAUCGAGCUGAUCCCGUGGGUCGCGAGAUGUGCUUCGUCUUCUCGCGUUGGAGCGAGCGCGUUGUCGACCUCAAUGUGA